AUGUCGCCGGAGACGGUGGCUGGAAGGAAGCGCAAAGGCGCCUCCCUGGCACCGCUCGCUCCCGGCAAGCGUCCGGCACGGGCAAGCGGUGGCUGGGCGUCCCUGCCCACCGACAUAGUCUUCCUCGUCGUACGCCGGGUCCUAGCCGGCGGCGACAUUGUGGACUACAUCGCCUUCCGCGGCGUGUGCUUCAACUGGCGCGCCUGCACUCCCUCGCCGCGCGACCCCACUCUACGGGACCCGCGCCUCCGCCCGCGCGGCUGGGUAGCGCUGUGCGACGGCGACGCGGUCCGCCCCGACGACGCCUGCGAGAUCCCCUUCUUCAACACGCGCACGGCUAGGCGCAUCCGCGUCCACCUGCCGGAGCUCCGGCGCUACAGGAUCGUCGGCUUCACCGACGGCCUCGUCAUCCUCCUGCACAAGAGCACCACCGCGGUCCGCGUGCUCCACCCCUUCACGCGCGCCGCCGUCGAUCUCCCGCCCCUCGUCCGCGUGUACCGCAAGGAGGUCGGGCAGUAUAAGUACCCCAUGCUCCAGAUGGUCGCCGUGGUAUGCGGCAGCGCCAACUCCAACUCCAUCGCCGUCGCGAUGAUACAGACUGGAAGGUGA
Molecule: messenger RNA, 609 nt
Organism: Lolium rigidum
Lineage: Eukaryota; Viridiplantae; Streptophyta; Magnoliopsida; Poales; Poaceae
Exons: 2
Coding region: 1-609 (202 amino acids)
Source: RefSeq, a predicted model, not a curated record